This is a messenger RNA of Cydia fagiglandana, 4382 nucleotides long. It is a transcript of the gene Slmap, whose product is annotated as sarcolemmal membrane-associated protein. Lineage: Eukaryota; Metazoa; Arthropoda; Insecta; Lepidoptera; Tortricidae. The coding region runs from base 500 to 2908 and encodes 802 amino acids. The record is from RefSeq and is a predicted model, not a curated record. The transcript has 13 exons. Gene Ontology annotation, molecular function: protein binding.
AAGUACCUUUUAAACAGAUGAAGUACGAGACGUUGAGACGUGCCUACUCUACCUACCCAAAACAAAUGUCCGAUCUUGCGCCCAUUUCGUAAGUUCCUCGAACGACUAUUUCGAUUGACGCCCUACUAAAAUUAUUUAUAAAUUAUAUUUGGGCAAAUGUGCACUAUGAGUUCUUAAAAGGAUGAUUUCGAUUCGAGUGUAGUAUAUUUUGUUAGUUUAUUGAAGAAUUCAGUGUUUUAUAUUUAUCGUCUCGGCCGUACUUAGACGAAAGGAAUCAAGUUUCAUUACAAAUAAAAGUGUUUGCGUAAGUUCAGCGUAAUCAUUCCGCGAAGGAUAAAUUUUAUAAGUUGUCUUGGGAUAAUUAUCGUUUGACCGUCAAGAUGGCAGUGAGGAGACCUUUCACCUGGUAGCGCUUGAGUAGUCGGGCAGGAUCCUCGAUGAGCGUCUCGACGGAGGGUGUGCGCGGCGCGGGUGCGGGCUCUGACGAGUGCUGUGUGCGAUGGUGAUAGCAAAGCGAAAAGUUAAAAAGCCGGUGUACAACACGAGCACUAUCAAAAAUAUGGAUUACAACUGGGCACCAGGCCCAGAGCCCCCUAACAACCAGGAGAUAGGGGUGCCCAAAGCGGUGUUCGUUCCACAUUCCAACUCCUUGCCGUUUGAAGAGAGAAGAGUCACCCUGGAGCAACCUGUCAAGAUUGGACGCAAUGUAUAUCGAGCGACUCCCAGCCCUACAAAUACCAUCUUCGAAUGUCGAGUGCUAUCGCGGCACCACGCUACGCUGUACUAUGACAAAGGACACUUUUACCUCGUGGACAACCAAAGCAGCAACGGCACGUUCAUCAACAACAACCGGUGUUCGAUAUCGAAGGAGCAGGAGCCGCACGAGGUCUUCUCGGGGGACGUGGUCCAAUUUGGCAUUCCCGUCGUUGAGAAUGCUACCAAUUCGGAGAAGAACACGUUCCCACCCGUGGUUGCGCUACUCAAGCUGUUUCACCCCGAUGGCAAAGAGGCGAAGCUGUCCUUCAACCCCACCAUGACCACGCCGCUGCACCUCAAGGAACUGUAUCAGCUGAACAACUUCGUGCAGGAAGCGAUCCAGCGCGAAGCCUCCCUUGAGGGGCGGCUGCGGGCGCUCCGCGAGUGCGUGCAGCGCACGCAGGCCGAGGCGCGCGCCUCGUGGGAGCUGUUCGUGGGCGAGCAGCGGCUGCUGAUGCGCGUGCACACGCUCGAGACGAUGCUCGCGGCCGGCAAGCAGCCCGAGGCGGCGCACGUCGCGCAGCUGCUGCACGACAAGAAGAACUACCAGGAGGUGGCAACAGAGAGCCUUCGAGCCGCUCACGAGCAACGACUAGCACUCGAGGAGACCCUCGAGCGGCGCGGACGGGAGACCGCCGCGUUACUCGAGCACAACGCCGCGCUGCGGCUCGCCGCUAAGAACGCCACGGCCGAGCUACAGAAGCUGGCAGCGCGGUGCGAGCGCAAGAUGUGCGCGGCGCGGCUCGCCAUCGCCGCCGCCGAGGAGCGCGAACUCGCCGCCAGGAACCAGCUGCCGCUCGCCUACUCAGUACAAAACGGCGAGGCAAAAAUGCUGGUACUGAGCACGGACAGCAACAAGCUAGCGGAGGCGAAGCGCACCGGCACCCUGGAGGACGCCGUGCGCGCGCUGCCCGACUACAUCAAGAUGCUGCUGCCGCAACACCUGCUCAACAAGGUCGGCAUUAAAGCCAUAUCCGCAGAGGGCAAAUCGGCGAAAGAAUUCGAAUUGAUAUUGAAGAAGAAUAAUAUUUACGAUGAAGAAAACAAAGAAAAAGACGAAGUGUCGGACGGGUCGACGGGCGAGGACGGCGGCAGCGGCGAAGAGAAGACCGGCGAGCCCGACCUCUGCACCGACGACGAGAAGCAGCAGCGGCUCAACCACGAGCCGGACCGGGACGGGUCGUCGAGCCCGCUGGACGGCGAGCUGCGCGCCGACAACAACGCCAACUCCACCUACACCGAGCCCGAGACUGAGGAUUCGCCGAGUAAAGGCGGGGUAGAGUACGCGAACAUCCUGCGCGUGAUGGCCGGCCUCAACGAGGAGAUCCGCGCGCUGCGCGAGCGGCUGGGCGCGGCGGGCGCGGAGGCCGAGCAGCUGCGCGCCGCGCGCGACGAGCUGCUGGCGGCGAGGGCCGACCCCGACCCGCCGCACGCCGACCACGACGACCUGCGCCACGCGCACGCCAAGAUAGACGACCUGCAGGCCCAGCUGAAGAGGUCGACCGCCGUGGAGGAGGCGAACCUCGCCGAAAUCCAGCGGCUCGCGUCGAGCGCGGCGUGGAUGCAGGCCGAGCUCGCGUUCCGGCCCACGCGCGCCUACGUGGACGACCUCACCGCCGACGUGGCCGCGCUCCGCGCCGACCUGCAGGCCCGCGACGCCGCCCUCGACCGCCUCUCCGCGCAGCACGACGCCGACCCGCCCCGAGACCUGCCCGCCCGACCCACCGCCGACAAGGCCGUCGAGACCGACCGCGAGGUCGAGGGCGACGACCCCGCCGACGCGACGAAGAUAUCCGCCGACAUCGACGAGAUGUUCCGCCUCGACUACGACGACGACGAGACGGAGUCGGUCGCGACGGAGAUCGACACCGCGACACCCGAGGAGACCGUCGCCGAGCCGGCGGCGACCGAUCACCUGCUGGAGGAGGAGCGGCUGGCGGGCCAGCUGGCGAACGGGUCGCUGCACGCGCUGCAGGAGGAGCUGGUGCGCGCCAAGGAGAGCUGGGCCGAGGUGUGCGCGGAGCGCGCGCGGCUCGCCACGCAGCUGGCCGAGCUGCAGCACAAGCCGCGCCUGCCCGGGCCGCACCUGCUGGCCGUGGUGCUGCCGCUGCUGGCCGCCGCGCUGUACUGGCUGCUGCCCUAUCUGUCCUGAUUAACGGCCACGUGGGACCCGCCCGGGUACGAGUAGCCGUCCGGGCGAGCCGCCGCUCCGCGACCCGUGCGAGCCGCGAGGACCGUUCCUUGUUCAAAUUUAUUGCUCACUCUUUUACCUCUAUCGACGUGUUUCGGAACGCGAGCCCGACUCGGACCGACCCGCCCGCUGCCGGUACCUCGAAUUAAUAUAAUAGAUGCGCCCCGUCGGUGGCCGCUCGAAGAUCUCGGAAUAUUUAUUGAUAUUGUAAUUCGAACCUAGAAUAAUUUAGAGUAUAAAGUGAUAGUUGAUAGGUUAUUAGUUUGGAUCUUCGACCGAGCGACCGAGGCGUAUCCGCCGGUCGGUGCGAGUGGGCGCAGUACCGCGGGGACUCUGAGCUUGUAUUGAAGUGCCAUUUGCCUCCGGCGCGCCGCGGCGAGCGCGAGACGGGCGUCUCGGCGGAGCGUGUAUAUAUCUUUAGUAUCGUAUCUGUAAAAAUUGACAGUAUCGUAUUGAUAGAUAUAAAAUUGAUUGUUGAUAUCUGCCAUAAUAAAUACUUGUACAUUUUAUAUAUUAAGGCCUAACGACUGUCCUAAGUUAUACAUACAUAUAAUAUUGUUGAACCUCGGCGUGAGCGGCGGAGCGACGCCGGGUCCCCUUGUUGGAUAUUAGAUAAAGAUACUUCAUGUGUGUUCAUCGGUGAGCGUCGUCGACUCGUCGCGCAGUAACCGACCUGUCGCCUUGUUAUCGCUUUGCGGAGCUACACAUAUCAAUUAUAGGUUUACGUGCGGGCAUUAUGCACACGGCCUGGGUCGCGAGGUUUGUUCGAAUAGUUUGCAUUUUCUAGUCUUUAUAAUCGACUUACAAUUUCUUGCAUGACUUUUUCUACUCUUGUAGUAUGAGCUGGUUAAAAAAAUGUUUGUAUUGAAUAUUAAUGAGUCUAAAUGACGGGGUCUCGAUUUGUCUUGACGCAUUUAUGAGCAUCGAUGACAUUUGUAUGUGCAUUGACGACAUGCAGCAUGUAAGCAUUUUUGUUACGCGUAGCCCAGCGGUUGGGGGCAUGCGGUCUAGUUUAGUUCCCGGGGAGGAGUUUGUGUUGCCGCGAGUUCAGUCGAGGCGGGCACGCCGGUGCCGCUCGACGCUUCAGAUCGCUUUAGCUCUGUGAUGUGAUGGCCAAUAGAUAAUUUUUGUAACAAACUUGUAUUGUAUAACUAACGAUUGAUUAAUUAUAUUGCCCUAGAUUUACUAUUACCUUACCACGUUGAAGUCCCGUGUCUAUAUUUAUUAUUUAAUUGUUGCACUGGUUUUGUUAUGUUCGAUGUUUAUUUGUGUUUAAACCACCUGAAUGUAAAUAGAUUUUAUCUUAUAGUCGUUCUUUCGUUUAUUUUCACGCUGUCCGAGAAUUUAUGUUGUAUUUUAUGAAGUAAAUUAAUAAUGCAUUCUAUGUGGAUGUACUGAUAAAUUUAUGCAAAUAAUAUUGAAUUGUUUAAACAAA